CCCAACCCUGUCUGACGCCUCCCCACGUGUUUUCCUUGUCUGUGAUUAACCGCCCGUUUUUUGAUUCAAUUUUUUUUUUUUUUUAAAUAAAACAGACAAUUCAAUGAUUAUUUCAUGUGAAAGUUUAUUGUAUAAUAAUUAAUUUAUUAAAAUAGUUUAAAUGUAUUUUGAGUUUGAUUUGUGAAAAUCAUGGAUUAAAUGUUUCUUUGUUUGUGUGAGCGAAUAACGCCAUACAGUUUUUUUUUUUUUUGUUCUGUCGGUGUGAAAGUGUUUUCGUUUUCAAUUUAAUCGUGCGUGUAUAAAAAAAAAAAAAUCAUGUCUAAUAAUCAAGAUAUAACAGACUCUCAAAGAACAACUCAAAAUACACAAACUACACAAGUUGCGGAUAUUUUUUCAUCACAAGAUUUUCCUGAUUCUCCAAUGUCUUUAUUACCAUGGGGAAGAUUGUGUCCCAAUAAACCAAAAUUUAUUCCAGUCGAAUUAACUAAAGAUUCUUAUACACUGGGAAGAUCGGUGACUUGUGAAAUUAAUGUAAUGGAACUUGGAUUAGAUAAAAAAAUUGCCGAUUGCAUCAGUAAACAACAUUUUAAAAUAACUAAAGAAAAAAUAAAGAGUUCAAAUAAUUUGGAGGACAUAACUGUUGUUUAUAUUGAAGAUUUGUCGCAAAAUGGAACUUAUGUUAAUAAAAGAAGAAUUGGUAAAGGAAAUAGAGUUAUACUUGAAAAUCACGAUGUUAUUUCACUUGCGCAGGCAAAGUUUGCAGUUUAUAUAUUUAUGAAUAUUCAGGCCUAUGAAGGCAAUGAUUUACCGGCUGAAAUUAAAUUUAAAUAUGCAAUAUCAAGAAAAUUGGGAUCAGGCGCCUGUGGCGAAGUGAAAUUAGUAUUUUCAAAAAUGUCAUGCAAAACAUUUGCAAUGAAAAUACUUUCAAAAAAAGGACUAACAUCUUUAAAUGGUGAGGCGGAUAGAUUUAUUGAUGACAAAAAAAUUUUGAAUGAAGUGGAAAUUUUGAAGAAAUUACGACACCCGUGUAUAAUAAAAACGGAAGAAGUUUUCAAUACAAUAAAUUCAGUCUACAUUGUUCUUGAAUUAAUGGAAGGUGGUGAACUUUUUGAUAGAAUUCGCCAAACACAAACGGGUUUAACCAACAGAAAUGCAAAAUUAAUAUUUUAUCAAGUUGCAUUGGCCGUACAAUAUUUACAUUCCGAAGGAAUAACGCAUCGUGAUUUAAAGCCGGAAAAUAUUCUAUUGGCGUGCGACAAAGAAGUGACAUUGGUGAAAGUAAGUGAUUUUGGUUUAUCAAAAUUUGUCGACGCUGAAACAAUGAUGAAAACAUUUUGCGGCACAAUGAUGUAUGUGGCGCCUGAAAUUUUAUUAACACACGGACGUGGCGCUUAUACAUGUAAAGUUGAUGUUUGGAGUUUGGGUGUAAUUCUUUACACAUGCCUUAGCGCACUCACGCCAUUUAACAAUAAUAAUCCAAAAAUUUGUCUCUACGAACAAAUCACUCAAGGAGCAUAUAAUUUUCCCCAAUCACGAUUCGAGAAUGUUGAUGAGAAAGCAAAAGAUUUGAUAAAAUGUAUGAUGACAUUAAAUCCAAAUCGACGAUUAUCAAUAGAUCAAGUAUUAAAACAUAAAUGGCUCUGUGAUCCAGCAAUGAAAUCAACAGUAUUGGAAUUAUUUCGUGUUUCUGGUGAUAAUCAAAAUUAUGCACCAUUCUUAGAGAAUCAAAUGAAAAAUAUGAAAUUAUCCGAGAGAAAAGCGCCAUUUUCACAUGUUGCAAAAAGACCAAGACUCGAUUUUAUGGACCCAAGGUUGUAAAUAUUCUAAAUAUUUGUAUAUAUUUAAGAUAAUAGUUAUAAUAGUAAUGUUUAAUAAUUUUCGACACAGAAGAAAAAAAAAAUAAUUCAUAAUAAUGACGAAACUGAUUUAAGAAAAAAAAUGAAAAAUAAAUAAACCAGUCGAAAGAAAGAUCGUGAUAAUGAAAAAAAAAAAUAAUAAUUGUGAGAUUAAAAUAUAAAGUAUUAGUGAAAAGUAUAACUUUCUAAAAUAAGAAUACAACAAAUUAGUUUAAUUGUGACAUGUAAAAAUGUUUUGUUUCUUCUUUAAAUCGCGUUUUUUUUUUUUUAUUUAUUUCAAAGUAUAGAGAAUAUAUGCGUGUUUUUUUUCUGUUACUUUUAGUACAAUUCUUUUGACACAAAGUCUAUCUACAAAGAAAAAACAUUUUGUAAGUAAAUUUCAGAAAAAAAUAAAAUAAAAUGUCUUUCGUAAAUAAAAACAAAAAAGUCAGACAAGUGCAAGUUACACUCGCACUUGUUCGAUUUUAUUUUGUAAAAAAUAUUUUACUAAAAAAAUAUAAGAAACAUAAUUUUAUUUCAA
Leptopilina boulardi is the source of this 2376-nucleotide messenger RNA. RefSeq names its product ovarian-specific serine/threonine-protein kinase Lok-like. Lineage: Eukaryota; Metazoa; Arthropoda; Insecta; Hymenoptera; Figitidae. Gene Ontology annotation, cellular component: cytoplasm; nucleus. The coding region runs from base 316 to 1818 and encodes 500 amino acids. Gene Ontology annotation, molecular function: protein binding; protein serine/threonine kinase activity; ATP binding. Gene Ontology annotation, biological process: mitotic DNA damage checkpoint signaling; protein phosphorylation. The record is from RefSeq and is a predicted model, not a curated record. The transcript has 6 exons.